UGAAUGAAGAAUACAGAAUCAUAAUAUCUAAUCUUACUAUCCUACUCUGUGCAACUCGAUGCUCACCUCAUAGCAGUAUGGAUUGUCGUUUGUAGCCUCGAUGUCUGAGAGCACCAGAACCCCACUCUCCUUGUUAAGGGGCGGUUGAUCAAACAGGAUGCACCUGCGACUUUCAUAUGAUUGACAUUGUUCUUCUUGUUUUUUCUUUCUUGGUUGUUUCUUUUCGCCUUCCACUUGGGAUGAUCUCUCUUUUUCUUUUUCUUUUUCUUUUUCUUUUUCUUUUUCUCCCUUUCCUCUUGCUCGGAGAUGUUCCCUCAGAUGAAACACAGUUUCCCCCACACUAUAUCGUGGCUCUAAUUAUAACACCAGUGAUGACCGAAAUCAUCAACAGAAGGGACCAAAAUAAAAUGAAAUAAAAAUCCCAACAAAAAGGAAGUGAAAAAGCAAUACUAGAUCUGAUACAAUGC
Molecule: messenger RNA, 467 nt
Organism: Aspergillus wentii DTO 134E9
Lineage: Eukaryota; Fungi; Ascomycota; Eurotiomycetes; Eurotiales; Aspergillaceae
Exons: 1
Source: RefSeq, a predicted model, not a curated record